Molecule: messenger RNA, 646 nt
Organism: Vitrella brassicaformis
Lineage: Eukaryota; Vitrellaceae
Source: the annotation of a GenBank genome assembly
AGAGCUGCUCGAGUUGGAUAUGAUGCUGGCAGGUGUGGCCCGAGCAGCCGUCAUAGUGAGGAGAAAAAGGGCCUGAGGCCCUGCGAGCUUAGACGAUGCCUAAAUGCAACCAUCCCUCUGAAGGAAGAAAACAGAGACUUCUGGAGUUACUUACCGGCGCACAUACACAGAUGCUUGGAGGGCAGAGAGAGAAUCUCGACUUGACGACCGUGACAAAUCUUGCACAUGCUGUGUAGCGCAGAAACAGCGUCAGCUUGUGAUUUCCUUUCCCACAUUCCUGUCCCAACAGCCUACCGCUUGUUUUUUUCUUCCUCCUUCAAUAGCCGUUCAGCUUGCUUCACCUGCCGCUCAACCUCAAUCGCUUCCUUCAGCUCUUCCACUUGGCGCUCCAGCUCAUGCACACGAGCACUCAGGUGGUCACACCUGAAAUAACAAGGAAAGAGGAGGACAAUACAGCUGCACUGAUAGCCCGCUUCCCCUCGUGGCCGCGCUAACCUCUGUGGGUGAUAAGAAGAGGAACUAGGUCUUCUCGCCUGCCACACGACAAGCCGUAGACAGGCCGUGUGCAUGCCUUGCAUGUACAUGCUGCUAGUUUAGUGCGUGAGACAACAAGAUCCCUCCGGGGUUACAGACACGAGUCUCGUUA